Fraxinus pennsylvanica is the source of this 510-nucleotide messenger RNA. The record is from the annotation of a GenBank genome assembly. NCBI's taxonomy places the organism in Eukaryota, Viridiplantae, Streptophyta, Magnoliopsida, Lamiales, Oleaceae.
AUGGUAGAAGCUGAGGAUAUUCAGCCUCUUGUCUGUGACAAUGGGACAGGAAUGGUUAAGGCUGGAUUUGCUGGAGACGAUGCUCCAAGGGCAAUGUUUCCUAGCAUUAUUGGUCGCCCACGUCACACAGGCGUGAUGGUCUGCAUGGUCCAGAAAGAUGCUAAUGUAGGGGAUGAAGCUCAGUCAAAGCGUGGUUUCCUAACUUUGAAGUAUCCAUUUGAGCAUGGCAUUGUGAACAAUUGGGAUGACAUGGAGAAAAUUUGGCACUAUACCUUCUAUAAUGAACUUCGUGUAGCCCCAGAGGAGCAUCCAAUUCUACUCACUGAAGCUCCUCUCAACCCUAAGGCUAAUAGCGAGAAGAUGACACAGAUUAUGUUCGAGACAUCUAACAGUCAUGUCAUGUAUGUUGCCAUUCAAGCUGUGGUAUUGUCUUGGACUGAGGGGAUGGUGUCAGUCAUACUGUUCCAAUCUAUGAGGAGUAUGCUCUACCCCAUGCUAUCCUUCGUAUAG